Messenger RNA from Sitodiplosis mosellana (orange wheat blossom midge), 1368 nucleotides. RefSeq names its product gustatory and odorant receptor 24 (gene Gr63a). Lineage: Eukaryota; Metazoa; Arthropoda; Insecta; Diptera; Cecidomyiidae. The transcript is spliced from 7 exons. The record is from RefSeq and is a predicted model, not a curated record. Gene Ontology annotation, cellular component: membrane; neuronal cell body; dendrite. Gene Ontology annotation, biological process: sensory perception of taste. Bases 1 to 1368 code for a protein of 455 amino acids. Gene Ontology annotation, molecular function: sweet taste receptor activity.
AUGAUGAGCCUACAACCACCAGAAGCGGGAGCAGGAGGCAAGCGCUACAGUAUCGAUACAGAUGAAUUGGUGAAACGAAUCCAUGCAUCUAAACCAAAGUCUGUCUUUUUGGAUGGAAAACCAAAGGCGACCGUGCAACGAGCUGCGUUUGGAAAAAAAUCGAAAAUUGAUGUCACCGAACAAGGGUUACAGUCGAUUAAAAGAGCCGCUUUUGCAACGGAAACCAGUGAUGAGGACAUAGUUUACAAGAGCUCAUUACCUGUGUACCGAUUCCUACGGGUUUUGGGCAUUUUUCCGUAUACCCGAAAUGAACCCGGCCAAGCAGAACUCAUCUAUGCAUCGAAAAUUGUUGCCUACGCCGUUACAUACGUUUUCUUCAUUGCCGUUGAUCGCGUUGAAAUUAUUUCAUCACUUGAAGGACGUUUCGAAGAAUCGGUCAUCGCUUAUUUAUUCUUACUGAAUAUUUUACCCAUUUUAAUUAUUCCGAUGACCUGGAUCGAAACCCGAAAAUUUACCAACGUUCUGAAUAAUUGGACGGAGUUUGAGAUUCUAUAUUACAAAGUGUCUGGCCGAGUUUUGCCAUUGAAUACUCAAACCAAAGCAUUAUUGAUUGCUAUUUUAUUACCAGCGCUAUCGAGCUUGUCGGUUAUUAUCACUCACUUAACCAUGAUUGAUUUUAAAAUAUUCCAGAUAAUCCCUUAUUGUAUUUUGGACAAUUUAACUUAUAUGAUGGGUGCUUAUUGGUACUUGGCUUGUGAUUCAUUGAGUCGAUCAGCUACAAUUUUGGCGGAUGAUUUCCAACAGGCUCUGCGCCACAUCGGUCCCGCAGCAAUGGUUGCUGAUUAUCGUGCUCUCUGGCUACGUCUGAGUAAAUUAUGCCGAGACACUGGAACGGCCACGUUUAUCACGUUCACAUUUCUCAAUCUGUAUUUAUUCUUUACGAUCACGAUUUCGAUUUAUGGUUUGAUGUCGCAAAUAUCGGAAGGAUUUGGAUUGAAGGAUAUUGGUUUGCUGGUGAAUGCAUUCUGUAACAUCUGUCUAUUGUUUUUCAUCUGUGACGAAGCGCAUUAUGCGUCGCAACACGUACGAACGAAUUUCCAAAAGAAGUUGCUUAUGGUCGAAUUGAGUUGGAUGAACUCCGAUGCCCAAACUGAAAUUAACAUGUUUUUGCGAGCUACGGAAAUGAAUCCAUCGAACAUCAACUGUGGCGGAUUCUUCGAUGUCAAUCGAAAUUUGUUCAAAUCGCUUCUAACAACGAUGGUGACCUAUUUGGUGGUGUUGCUCCAGUUCCAAAUCAGCAUACCGGAUGAUGCAUUGGCGGGCAGUUUAAAUGGCACCAUUCUGAAUAUGACUCGACCGGCCGUUUAA